Chinchilla lanigera (long-tailed chinchilla) is the source of this 4682-nucleotide messenger RNA. RefSeq names its product ADAM metallopeptidase domain 22 (gene Adam22). The record is from RefSeq and is a predicted model, not a curated record. Gene Ontology annotation, biological process: proteolysis. Gene Ontology annotation, cellular component: postsynaptic density membrane. Lineage: Eukaryota; Metazoa; Chordata; Mammalia; Rodentia; Chinchillidae. Gene Ontology annotation, molecular function: metalloendopeptidase activity.
GAGACACCUCCUUGACGGAGCUGCAGAGGAGGAACGAAAACCGCUUCCUGGAGCGCCAGAGCAUCGUGCCGCUGCGCCUCGUCUACAGCUCGGGCGGCGGCGACGAAACUCGGCACGACGAGCUCAGCACGCGGGUGCGGGGCGACCCCGGCGCGCGGCAGUCGACGCAUGUGAACCAGGCCAGCUUCCAGGUCGAGGCCUUCGGGACGCCAUUCAUCCUGGAUGUCGUACUGAACCAUGACUUGCUGUCCUCUGAUUAUAUAGAGAGACACGUCGGACAUGGAGGAAGGACUGUAGAAGUUAAAGGAGGCGAGCACUGUUACUACCAGGGCCAGAUCCGAGGAAACCCGGCCUCGUUCGUUGCAUUGUCCACGUGCCAUGGACUUCAUGGGAUGUUCUAUGAUGGGAACCAUACAUAUCUCAUCGAGCCCGAAGAAAACGAGACCUCCCCAGAGGAUUUCCAUUUCCAUUUAGUUUACAAAUCCAGAGUGUUUGAAUUUCCCUUGGAUGAUCUUCCAUCUGAAUUCCAACAAGUAAACAUCACUGUACCAAAAUUUAUUUCAAGGCCAACACUAAAAAGGAGCAAACGGCAGCUUCUUCGAUAUCCUCGUAAUGUGGAAGAGGAAACCAAAUAUAUUGAACUGAUGAUUGUGAAUGACCAUCUCAUGUUUAAAAAACAUCGGCUUUCUGUUGUCCAUACCAAUACCUACGCGAAAUCUGUGGUGAACAUGGCAGAUCUAAUAUAUAAAGACCAACUUAAGACAAGAAUAGUAUUGGUUGCCAUGGAAACCUGGGCAGCUGACAACAAGUUUGCCAUAUCUGAAAAUCCAUUGAUUACCCUACGUGAGUUUAUGAAAUACAGGAGGGAUUUUAUCAAAGAGAAAAGUGAUGCAGUUCACCUUUUUUCGGGGAGUCAAUUUGAGAGUAGCCGGAGCGGGGCAGCUUACGUUGGUGGGAUUUGCUCAUUGCUGAAAGGAGGAGGCGUGAAUGAAUUUGGAAAAACUGAUUUAAUGGCUGUUACUCUUGCUCAGUCGUUAGCCCAUAAUAUUGGUAUUAUCUCAGACAAAAGAAAGUUAGCAAGUGGUGAGUGUAAAUGUGAGGACACAUGGUCUGGAUGCAUAAUGGGAGACACUGGCUACUAUCUACCCAAAAAGUUCACCCAGUGUAAUAUUGAAGAGUAUCAUGACUUCCUGAAUAGUGGUGGUGGGGCCUGCCUGUUCAACAAACCUUCUAAGCUUCUUGACCCUCCGGAAUGUGGCAAUGGCUUCAUUGAAACUGGAGAGGAGUGUGAUUGUGGGACCUCCGCAGAAUGUGUCCUCGAAGGGGCAGAAUGUUGUAAGAAAUGCACAUUGACUCAAGACUCGCAGUGCAGUGAUGGGCUCUGCUGUCAAAAGUGCAAGUUUCAGCCUCUGGGGACUGUGUGCCGAGAAGCAGUGAAUGAUUGUGAUAUUCGUGAAACAUGCUCAGGAAAUUCAAGCCAGUGCGCCCCUAAUGUUCAUAAGAUGGAUGGGUACCAGUGCGAUGGUGUCCAGGGAAUCUGCUUCGGAGGAAGAUGCAAAACCAGGGACAGGCAAUGCAAAUAUAUCUGGGGACAAAAGGUGACGGCAUCAGAGAAAUACUGCUAUGAGAAGCUGAAUAUCGAGGGGACCGAGAAGGGUAACUGUGGGAAAGACAAAGACACUUGGAUACAGUGCAACAAACGGGAUGUGCUUUGUGGUUACCUUUUAUGCACCAAUGUUGGCAAUAUCCCAAGGCUUGGAGAGCUCGAUGGUGAAAUCACAUCGACUUUAGUUGUGCAGCAGGGAAGAACAUUAAAUUGCAGUGGUGGGCAUGUUAAGCUUGAAGAGGAUGUUGAUCUUGGCUAUGUAGAAGACGGCACACCCUGUGGUCCCAAAAUGAUGUGCUUAGAACGCAGGUGUCUUCCCAUGGCCUCUUUCAACUUUAGCACUUGCCUAAGCAAUAAAGAAGGCAUUGUUUGUUCAGGAAAUGGGUUUUGCAGUAACGAGCUGACAUGUGUGUGUAACAGGCACUGGACAGGUGCGGACUGCAGCAUUUACUUCCCUUAUAACGAGGAUGCAAAGACCGGCAUCACUUUGGCUGGCAAUGGUGUUGCUGGUACCAAUAUCAUCAUAGGCAUAAUUGCUGGCACCAUUUUAGUACUGGCCCUCAUACUAGGAAUAACAGCCUGGGGUUAUAAAAACUAUCGAGAACAGAGACAGUUACCCCAGGGAGAUUAUGUUAAAAAGCCUGGAGAUGGCGACUCUUUUUAUAGCGACAUUCCUCCUGGAGUCAGCACAAACUCCGCAUCUAGUUCUAAGAAGAGGUCAAAUGGCCUCUCUCAUUCUUGGAGUGAAAGGAUUCCAGACACAAAACAUAUUUCAGACAUCUGUGAAAAUGGACGGCCUCGAAGUAACUCUUGGCAAGGUAACCUGGGAGGCAACAGAAAGAAAAUCAGAGGCAAAAGAUUUAGACCUCGAUCUAAUUCAACUGAGACUUUAUCUCCUGCCAAGUCUCCUUCUUCAUCAACUGGGUCUAUUGCCUCCAGCAGAAAAUACCCUUACCCAAUGCCCCCACUUCCUGAUGAGGAGAAGAAAGUGAACCGACAAAGCGCCAGGCUAUGGGAGACAUCCAUUUAAGAUCCACUGUUUACAUGUGACACAUCGAAACUGUUUACUUCAACUUUUAUAGAAACCCAGCCUCACGGAAUCACCGCACAUCUUUCCGCUCUUCAGACAGUGCGAAGACCCUCAGAGAGGCCACGGGGAAGAGGAAGCCAGUUCUCACAUCUGGAUAUCAUUUUCUUUUUGUCAUUGGCUUAGGAUUUAAUUGAACCAUGAAAUGAACUACUGCAAUGUUACACUCUAACAUGGAACUGGUACUGGUAUGUUAACGGAUAAUUCUCAUGACAGAUAUAUAUAUAUAGAAAUAUCAAUAAAAUUAACUCACAUGACCCAAAUGUAGCAAGUUUCCUAAGGGACAGUAGUGGAUUCAGAACCUGACCUUCUGAAGCACAUCCUCAUUGUAAACAGUAAUGCUAUAUGCAUGAAGCUUCUAUUCAUUGUUUUCCAUAAUUAAGGAAACAACAUCCCAUAAUAGAAACUAGCAUGCAGGGCUACAGCAUAUAGGAAUUUUCUGCAGAACCUUAAAGCCUGGAGAGGCCGAUAUCCCACAUGCUAACUUUAAACAUGUAUUUUUAUUUUUGAUUUGUUUUUACUUUUCAUAUUUAUAUCAGCAUACAAGGACAAUUGUACAUAUGUAAACAUUUUUAAAAUUCAAAAAAGCAGCUGUUACACACAAGUGUAUUUUGCCAAAUGCCUAAAAACAGUCAGUCACGGUCACAUCAUUGUCUUCUGUCCUGUGGUCUUCAACGCGUACACGCAGAUGAUGUAAAUAUAGCGGUCAGUGCUGUAGCGUGUCUCCCUCUAGCUGGUAUCUGUCUAAAAGGCGGUAUCCCCUAAACUGUGUGUAGCAGGAGGCAGUUUCAUGGAGUGACGGAGAAAACAAAAUGCCCUGUAAGAGUCCAGCCCUCAAGACUGCGGGGCUUGCUGAAGUGGAAGGCCAGUAGCACAGCUGCCUUGGGACACUGACCAACUGGCUGCUCCCUGGGGAUUAGCCAGCCCGAGCACUUCUCUCCUGGGGACACGUAGUGCUGCUGCAGUGCUCUCUCUUUCAGUGCCGGAGCACCUCCGUUAGUCUCACCUGCAGGCCAGUGAGCCCCUAGCAGUGCGUGCUGCACAGAUCAGGCAGAAGCAUCCGAGACACUUGCAACCCAGGAGCUCCCAUCCUGCCAGUACUCCAGCCCUUUCCAGCCUGAAGUACUGGCUCCUUGACAGAACAUUGCAGCCACGCUUAUCUAGGAAAAGAAUGACUCACUGCACCAGAAACAGCUUUCCCUUAAGGAUAUUUAUACUUACUGGGACUGAGGCCCAGCAAGGCGUUCCGCACUGACUUUGAAGCAAGGUGAUGGGCAGUGCCACUGUUGGAGCUUAGAAGCCCCAGCGGGGCAUAAGGGGUUAAGGAAAAUUGAAAGGCCUAACAGUGCUGCACCAGUGAAGUCACACAAACAGCUGGCAGGGGCAAGAAUCUGAUGCUUUCAGCCCUCUCAUUUGUAAUCCUUAGAAAAAUGAGAAUCUGUAUUUCAAGCCCCUUUCGAAACCACAGUCUGAUGCUGCCAUAGGCAGCUCUGUUAUUUCAGAAGAAAAGUACCGUGUCUAUGGAGGUCGGUAGACAGUGGUGCAGUCCGUGGUCUGCCAUGGAGUCGCCUUCUGCUUGCCUUUCUGUUUUGAGAGCAGUGAAAUCAGUAAUGAGAUUUCAGAAAGGUCCUCUAGAUUGUAUUUCUUCCAGUAAUUUCCGUGGACAAAAUCCAUCUCAUCUCCACGUAUAAACAUGGUAGGUUCCCAGUUGAAGGGCCAACUUAGAAACUUGUGUUCAUGUUUUCUGUAAUGGGCCUCUCUUGUGAAAGUCUUUGAGAAUGUUUGAAAAGCAGUUUAACCAUCCAAAAUUACAAGUGGUAAGUGGCAUUUUUCAUGCUAGGAAAGGAUGCGAUUGUUGAAGCCUCGGGAAAGCCAUGUGUCAGACCCAGGCGGGGUGAGCGUUGGGCAGUGUUCUUGGGUAGCUCCAGCCAAGGACAGAAGGGCGCACAGCUUGAAAGAUGCAGCAAAUAAAGCAGCUUUUGACCAGGA